UAAAAUAUUUAUAGUAGGGCUCACACAUACACUCUACCAUACCAGUUCUAUGUUUUGUAGUUGUUGUUUGUAAUGCUACUGGCGUACGGACCACUAAUUUAUGAUAGUUUACACUAGAAAUUAUCAUUAAUAUUUGAAUACAUUAACAAAGAAAUUUAUAAAGUAUAUUAAUUUAAAUGGUAUAAUAAUACGACUGCCUUCGUUACGAAAAUGGGUGGAGGAGACUUGAAUUUGAAGAAAUCAUGGCAUCCGUCUACCAUGAAAAAUAUUGAGAAAGUUUGGAAGGCAGAGCAACAACAGAACCAAGAAAAGAGAAAGAUAGCUGAAUUGAAGAAAGAAAUAGAAAUGGAAAAGGAUAGGGAGGAUAUGAAAAAGUAUGCGGAAGACCAAGGCGUAAUAGAGAAGAAAGAUGAUAAAAAAUUGGAUUGGAUGUACAAAGGACCGAAUCAGUUAGUCAAUAGAGAAGAGUAUUUACUUGGACGACCGAUUGAUAAAUCUUUUGAACAAAUGGUACAAGCAGAGAAGGAUCCUGAAGUGAAUCAUAUGCCUAGAAAUCAUGUUGAACAUGAAUGUAUUCCACCUUCACUACGUUUUUUUUCUGGUAAUGAACAAGUUGACCUGGCAAGAAAAAUGCAGGAAGAUCCUUUGUAUGCUAUAAAAAAAAAGGAAAUGGAAACAAGAAAUCAGUUGCUGAAAAAUCCUGUCAAAUUAAAGCAAUUGAGACAGUUGUUGGAGCAACAAUCGAAAAAGGACAAAAUUGAAAAGAAACAAAAAAAGAAGAAAAAGCAUAAACAGAAUGUAGACAGCGAUGACGAGACACAAUUGGACCGGUUAUUAGCUGCUAAAUACAAACAGUUAAAGAAUAGAAUUAAUGACAAGGACUUAAUGAAGUCUAUGAAGAAGGUUAAACAUAAACGACAAAAAAUGUCGAAAAACGAAAGUGAUACUUUUAGUAGUGAAUCUGAAAGCAGCAGCAACGAAAGUUCAAAGGAUGAAAGUAUAGGAAAAUAUAAACAAAAAAAGGUAAACAAAAGUAAAAAUAAUAGCAUACAAACUAAAAAACAUAAAGAGAAAUAUACAAAAAAGGAUAAGAUGGAAGAUAGGAGACAAGACAUACAUGAAAAACAUGUCCGAAAUCAUAGUUCGAGUAGAGAAAGAAGUGACAGUUCUAUUCGUAAAAAGAGGAGUAGAUUACAUGAGAAAGAUGUAGAUAGAACUAAAGACAAAAGCUCUUACUCGAGAACUCCUCGAGAUAGAGAAAAUAAUUCUCACAAAGGUAGACAUUAUAAUAGAAAUAGCGUCGAGGGUGUACAUGCCUCAAACAGAUUAGUUCAUAAGGAAACUCAUUUUAAACGUGAAGUUAAAAGCAAAAGUAAGGACGAGUGGAUUCCUAAAAAGAAACAUCUCACGGAAGAAGAGAAGGAGAGACGCAGGCAAGAGAUGAUAGCAAACGCAACGUGGAGAGAUAAAGAACGAGAAAAGAAUGUGAAAAAGUAUAGCGAAGAAGAAAAAAAAGAAAUAGAUAGCGGCAAAGAAUAUAAUCAAGAUUUCGUUAGAAAGCACUUGGCAGCUGCUGCAGAAGUAGGCACUAUCGCAUCUAGAAUUAAAUCCAAUAUGAAUAACAUACAGCGGUCUGGACGAGCGAUGGACACAAAUUUUGCUAAACGGUGAUUUUUAAGAAUGUAAUUGAAUUUGUACAGUUGUGUAAAAUUUCAUUUAAUUUUAUGUAGAAUGUAAUAUAAUAGUAUAAAUUAUAAGUAUUCAAAAAUAUAUUUUCUAAUGUAUAACUGUGUACUCUUAUCAGUACGCGAAUAUGGAUUUUUAGACAAGGAUACUAGUACUUUGUAUGUCGUUGUGCUUGUAAAAUCAACUCUGCUAUAAUUAAGAAAUAUACAUAUAUUCAGCAAA
Molecule: messenger RNA, 1908 nt
Organism: Hylaeus volcanicus
Lineage: Eukaryota; Metazoa; Arthropoda; Insecta; Hymenoptera; Colletidae
Product: pre-mRNA-splicing factor CWC25 homolog
Exons: 4
Coding region: 211-1671 (486 amino acids)
Biological process (GO): mRNA splicing, via spliceosome
Cellular component (GO): U2-type spliceosomal complex
Source: RefSeq, a predicted model, not a curated record